AUGAAGAAUCCGGAGAACGCUCGUGUACUGAAGAAGUUCGCGCUGUUCGCUGUUUUGGUGGCAGCCCUUCCGAUAUCUACGGUGCUCUUCCUGCCUGGAUUCGUUGUUGGCAUUCUGCAAAUACUGCAACCGGAGUCCAGCAAAGAUUGGCUGGAAGACACUGCGAAGCUGUGCGGAGCCAUCGUCUCUGUUGUGCUGGUGAAUGUGGUCAUGCUGCUUUAUGCAGCGCUGGCCUAUCAGGAAGAGAAAGCUGACUGGGAGACUGUCACGAGAGCUCAGGCGAGCCGCCCCGGUCCAGAGCAGAAAAGCAGUGCCGCUUCGGGCACGAAGAAAAGCAACUAA
Messenger RNA from Besnoitia besnoiti, 342 nucleotides. RefSeq lists its product as uncharacterized. The coding region runs from base 1 to 342 and encodes 113 amino acids. The transcript has a single exon. NCBI's taxonomy places the organism in Eukaryota, Apicomplexa, Conoidasida, Eucoccidiorida, Sarcocystidae. The record is from RefSeq and is a predicted model, not a curated record.